Messenger RNA from Patiria miniata (bat star), 3668 nucleotides. Its product is annotated as gamma-butyrobetaine dioxygenase-like. Bases 62 to 1534 code for a protein of 490 amino acids. The transcript has 5 exons. The record is from RefSeq and is a predicted model, not a curated record. Lineage: Eukaryota; Metazoa; Echinodermata; Asteroidea; Valvatida; Asterinidae. Gene Ontology annotation, biological process: carnitine biosynthetic process. Gene Ontology annotation, molecular function: gamma-butyrobetaine dioxygenase activity. Gene Ontology annotation, cellular component: mitochondrion.
ACGUCCAAUUUGAGGUCAAAAAUCUUUUGUGCAGGCUAACGCUGGUCACGUUUCCGGGUGGAUGGCCACCUUUUUCAGUGUUGUUUCAGGAGAAAUAAAAAUGCCAUUCAGAAUGAUGAGUUCCACCUUUUGCAAGUUUCUUUCACCCAUCCGAAGCAGGACAUCAUUUGCCAGAAGCACCGUGCGUGUCUCAACUGCGGGUCCUGGUGGGAUAAAUCCAACAUCGCUGGGUGUAGCUCCUUACAAAAACCGCUCAAUGUUGCCCAGUUUCAGUUUGUUUUCACGUACGUGUUCAACCCAGUCUACCACUGCCUACUUCGCCCCGCCUACACUAAAGAGAAAGGAGGCGUUGCUUGACGACUAUGGCUUCAAGUUAAAUGAUGUGAAGAUGGACGAUAUCAAAGUGGACAUCGACAACAAGCAGCUCCUCGUGUCCUGGACAAACGGAAAAACCCAGAUCUAUCCCUUCGUCUGGCUUCGCGACAACUGCCGAUGCAGCGAGUGUUUCCACCCCGAAGCCUUAAAUCGCUUGAUACAACUUCACCAGAUUGACGUGGAUGUCGUGGCUAAAUCAGUUGACAUCUCCCCCAACGGCAAGACCCUGACAAUCCAUUGGGAAGGGGAUGGUCACCAAAGCCAAUUCCCGUCCAACUGGCUGCUCCUGUAUCGCUUCGAGGAUUCACAUGACGACCGGCUUCUCAAUCCCAAAGUUCAGUUUUGGGGGUCUGACGUUGACUUCCGGAGGUUUGAUUUUGGCGAUCUGCUUGCCGAUGAUGGGGCCCUCUACGACUGGCUGACGGAGCUGGUGACUCUAGGCAUCGCGGUAGUGAAGGACGCUCCACGUGAACUCGGCCAGCUGCAGAAACUUGCUGCGAGAGUAGCUUUCAUCCGGCCAUUUGUUUAUGGACUGACUUGCCACGUGAAAUCGCCGAAUCCGAAUCCUCUGCACAGUGCCUACACUACCGUUCCCAUGGCAAUGCAUACGGACAUUGCUUACUACAUGCGUGAAGCAGGGAUCGUGAUGCUGCACUGCAUACAAGAGGCCGAGGGAACGGAUGGGGAGAGUCUCAUCUCCGAUGGUUUCAAAGUUGCCUUGGACCUUAAACGGGCCGACCCGGAGGCAUUUCAGCUCCUCUCCAAAUACCAGUUCGAAUUCUUCGACACUGGGAGAGAAGACCAUGGUGAAUUCCAUACACACGCUCGACACAAAACCAUCAAGCUUGACGACCGUGGUGAAAUUGAGGCCGUGGCAUUCAGCGAUCACAGCCGGGAUGCCAUGCUUCGUGUUCCCGUUAACAAGGUCCUGCCGAUAUACCGGGCCCUCAGCAAGUUUUACGACAUGCUCCUUGCUUCGGAAAACUGCCUCAAGUACAAACUUAAAGCAGGAGAAAUCAUGACUCUCAACAACCAACGAGCCCUACAUGGCCGCAGCGCCUUCCAAGGUAGCCGCCAUCUUGAAGUUGGGUACAUGGAAUGGGACGAGGUCAAUUCUCGUAUCCGUGUUCUUGCAAAGAAUCUUCAAAAUCAACCAUGAACGAAGCAUCCAUGUGAAGGCCUAGAUGUUCUUUUUUUGUUUUAUAAAUACGAAUAAUAAAGGCCUAUCCUGGGUUUUUUUUGUCCCUUCUAAUUAUAAUUAGAAAUGUUAUCACUGCAUUAAAUCUCCUUUUCACGAAAAUUAGCCACUCUGAUGAACACCUGAAUAUUUAUUUCGGCUCUUCAAAUAUACAGGUCAAAUGUCACGCACUUUGAGAUCAUUAGAGGUCACAAUGCACUUAAAAUGCCUUUCCAUCAUUUUACUCUGAAUCUGUUUGCGUUAUAUAUCUGGAAGUUCAAUCUUGAGGGGGGUUCACGAAUUGAAAGCCGAUUGAAUAAAUGUAUUUUGUUAUUGCGGUUUUUUAAUAUUGCGGUUUUUUAACUACUUUUUUAAUACCGAUAAUAGGCCUAUGAUUGUAUUUUAAUUAUAAUGUUUGUAAAUUUUGGUCGAACAAAUUAAUAUGACUUUCCCUUAGAUUUAGACAGGCUAUUGUAUACAUUUAUUUUAUUACACAUUUUUAAAACCUAACAAAUUAUAUUAUCCAAGAGUACAUUCUUUCUCUAUACAGGUACCGGUUAUUUGGACCUUGUUUAUUACCUCAUCCUUUGUUUUGCGCCUUGCAAUUGAAUUAUUCAAUUUUCAAUUGAGUUAUUACAUUUUAUGGCCCAGACUGGCCAUUUUUUGUGGGAUGUGAUGAUCUCUAAUUUUGUACAUCAUUAUCAUAUUUUCUGUCAUUUGAUAAAUCAAAUCAAAAGAGGUGUAUACACAUCAAAGAACUCGUGAAAACGCACAGUCAUAUUUUACAUAACUCUCGAGGACAAUGCAUUGUCUUUCCUUUUGUCUCUGUAAUUAUAUAACACUCUUUCAUAGACUAAGCACAUGAACCCACACGUCGAGGACCGUUUCAACAAAAGAUACACGCUCGAGGACAACCUUUGUCCGUCUGUCCUCGGGGUGCAUGUAGCACACAAACACCCUUACAAACUCACGCCUGUUUACGUUGCAUACGUAGUGUGGACAUUCCUUUGUUUUCGUGUAGUUAAGAAAAACCUGUGAAAAAAACUCAUUUUACUCACACUGUGAAAAUCCUUGCAACCAAUUUUUUUUUCCUAUGAUUCCCUUUAGUGUUUCUCUUCAUUUUGCCACGGAUAAACCUGAUUCAAAAUGCCUCUAAACCUGUUUCCCAUGAGAAGGAGAAACACUGUGGAUGUGGGCAAAUCCACACAACGUCGCUGCUACCUGGUUUAUGUGGACCUCUUUUGUGGACCUCUUUUGCUCAGUGAAAGUAAUGCUUGUACUCUUAAGAGAUAUGUCACAUGUUGCUUACACUUCACCAUGCAAACCUUCAAAUCAUAUGAGACUUGAGGGUUUGCAUGGAGGAAAGAUCAAUAAGUGAGAGGUUUGCGGUAACACCUUGUGGAAAUAUCUCUUUUGUGAGUAUGGGUGGUUCUGAAGAUAACCUGUUGGAUUAACUCGACGUUCCAAAUCAUAAUAAACACUUUUGAAAUAUUUUUGUUUAUGUCUUGUAAACUUUUAAUUAAAUUGUUUAUGUUGAUAUCAAUAACAUUAACGACAUUGCAUUAUCUAUUUUAACCAACUGUUGUUACUCAUAACGAGUCGUGCAUAAAUAGCAAUACAUGUGCUGUUUUUUUUUCAUUUCAUGCUGAUUUUUUUUCAAAGAGUAAAAAUGUACAGAAUAAAAUAAUGACAUAAUCCAAAUAAAAAUGUGUCCUCUUUCUUUUGGCGGGAAAAUAUUUCGGAACCGCGUCAAUUUUUCUGCGCCAAACCGGUUCUUUUAAAAAUAUUUUUAGCCUGGGCUUUCAAUAAUACAACAAAGUGUGAGGCCAAAGUUUGGAGUUUAUUUUGUUGGUUCUGACCACGUCACACGUUCAAAAUGAUUCUGGAGCCGUAGAUGGAGCCAAUGUCGGGGACGAUGCCGAGAUUUGGGAAAUGCCCCUACUGAUGAUGACCAGCUGGGCUCAAUUUCACGGCGCUGCUAAGCACAAACAAUUGCUCAGCACAAAAAAGUCUGGCUUAUAUAAGCAGGUGUCGUGGUUAUGUCUGUUUUGCGACAUAACAUAUAUAGGGAGAGAUGUUAUUAAAAAAAAUUGUAAGUUCUUAAGUUGUCAGAAUU